CAUAUGCUACCCGUGGGGUGCGCCACUGAAGAGCAGCAUGCCGCUCUGCUUUGCGAGGUCUUGCCUUCCUUCGGUGCGAAGGCAUGUGAGUGGUAGGCAGCAGCACUAUAAAUCACGCGUUAUAUUCUCCAUGAUUCUUGGAUUCGAGUGUGGAGUGCUUAAGAAACACUAGCUGGCUGCUAGCUUAAUUAGCGAGCGAGCGAGCGAUUAUCCGGCCGAUCGAGCUUGUUUUCCGAUUUAAUUGGAGAGAGAUAUAUAUGCGCUUGUGUAUCGACGACAACGACGAGGAAGCAGUUAAGCUAGAGCAAGAAAUGGAGGACGUCGACGUGAAGGCCUCCUCGGGCCGCAGCGCCGUGACCGCGAGCGCCAUGGCGGCCUCGUACAACGACCAGAUCCGCCCGCUGCUGGACGCCGUGGACCGCCUGCGGCAGUUGAACGUGAGCCAGGAGGGCAUCCAGCUCCCGACCAUCGUCGUCGUCGGCGACCAGUCCAGCGGCAAGUCGAGCGUGCUCGAGUCGCUGGCCGGCAUCAGCCUCCCGCGCGGGCAGGGAAUCUGCACCCGCGUGCCGCUCGUCAUGCGGCUGCAGAACGGAGACGAGGCCAAGCUGCAGAUCGAGUACGGCAGCGGCCGUGUGGUGACCGUCGCCUCCGAGGCGGAGGUCGCCGUCGCCAUCGACGAAGCGACCGCCGAGAUCGCUGGAUCCGGCAAGGGCAUCUCGGACGCGCCCAUCACCCUCGUCGUGCAGAAGAGGGGCGUGCCCGACCUCACCCUCGUCGACCUUCCGGGCAUCACCCGCGUGCCCGUGCAGGGCCAGCCGGAGGACAUCUACGACCAGAUCGCCAGGAUCAUCAAGGCGUACAUAGCGCCCAAGGAGAGCAUCAUCCUCAACGUGCUCUCCGCCACGGUGGACUUCCCGACGUGCGAGUCCAUCCGCAUGUCGCAGCAGGUGGACCGCACCGGCGAGCGCACGCUCGCGGUGGUCACCAAGGCCGACAAGAACCCGGAGGGCCUGCUGGAGAAGGUCACCAUGGACGAUGUCCACAUCGGCCUGGGCUACGUCUGUGUCCGGAACCGCAUCGGCGACGAGACGUACGACGAGGCGCGAGCGGCGGAGAGGCGGCUGUUCGAGGAGCACCCUCUGCUCUCCCUGAUCGACAGGUCCAUGGUGGGCAUCCCCACGCUCGCUUCGAGGCUGACGCAGAUACAGGCGGGCAUCAUCGCCCGGUGCCUCCCUGACAUCGUCAAGCAGAUCAACGACAAGCUCAGCCGCAGCAGCGAUGAGCUCAGCCAGAUGCCGCCGGACCUCAGCACCGUCGCCGACGCGGUGAGGGAAUUCUACCACAUCGUCAAGCAGGUGCGCGCUUCGCUGGAGAAGUUGCUUGUGAGGGGCGAGUUCGACGAGUACCCAGAUGACCACCACCGCCAUGGUACGGCGCGCAUCGCCGAGAUGCUUGACUGCUACGCGAGCAAGCUGCCUGCCCACUGCCCGGCGCGAGACGGCGAGCCGUUCCUGGCGGAGGAGAUGCGAGUCCUAGAGGAGACCAAGGGCAUCGUCCUCCCAAACUUCCUGCCAAGAUCGGCGCUCCUGGUGCUACUCAAAAAGAAGGUGGAGAGCAUCGUGCACGUCCCGCACGAUCUAGUCAGCCAGGUGUGGGACUACGUCGAGGAGCUGGUCAUGGGGAUACUGCAGCAUCACUCGCGCAGCUACCCGCAGGUGCAGACUUCGUGCCGCCGCGCCGUGCAGAGCCUCAUGGACAAAGCGCGGGCACGCUCGGCGCAGCACGUGAACGAGCUCAUCGACAUGGAGCUGGUGGCCGACUACACGGCGAACCCGGACUACACGAUGAAGUGGAACGACAUGAUGACGGAAGGUCAUGGCACGUUCCUCCAAGCCGUGGAGGACCACUCCAACCCCGCGGUGGUGACCAUCCCAGGCUUCGGGGAGACGGACGUGUCGCACCUCAGGCUGCAGCAGAAGCUCGCCGGGCAGGCCUUCGACCUAAAGGCUCGCCUCGACGCCUACUGGAGCUGCGUCGUGCUCCGCCUCGUGGAUGGCCUGGCGCUGCACGUCCUCUACAGCGUCAAACGCCUCGUGGAGAAAGAUCUCGAGGAUGAGGUCGCAGCCCAAGUUCUGGGCAGCAACAUGGACGGAGUGGAGCGGAUGUUGGUGCCGACCACGGCCACCGCCGCCAAGCGUGACCGCCUCAGGAAAAGCAUCUCACUGCUCCGGGAGUGCAGGGAACUCGUCGCCAAUACCAUGGACAAGAUUAACGCGGAAAGCAAUGAUCGUGUCUAACCGAUCUAGCUAGCGAGCGAGCUACUUAAUUAAUUUCCAUCCAUCCAUAUUAGCUACUCGAUCAACUGUAUCCUGCAUGUUCACUCGAAAUAAUCUUAUAAUUUAUCUCUACUAUAUAAAACAUGA
Phragmites australis (common reed) is the source of this 2423-nucleotide messenger RNA. RefSeq names its product dynamin-related protein 4C-like. Bases 258 to 2297 code for a protein of 679 amino acids. The record is from RefSeq and is a predicted model, not a curated record. NCBI's taxonomy places the organism in Eukaryota, Viridiplantae, Streptophyta, Magnoliopsida, Poales, Poaceae. Gene Ontology annotation, molecular function: microtubule binding; GTPase activity; GTP binding. Gene Ontology annotation, cellular component: cytoplasm; microtubule; membrane. The transcript has a single exon.